AUGUCAACUGUUAACAAUUGGUUAUUCAAGCCGCAAAAAGUUUUUUCCGCAAAUAAUGUUUACAUCGUAGCAGUCUCUGGUGGGCCUGACAGCAUGUUUUUAUUGGAUAAUAUGCGAGCUAGAGGCUAUAAAAUUGUUGUGGCUCAUGUCAAUUACCACAAAAGAGUUGACAGUUUGUCAACUGCCGUUCGUCAAGGGAAAAUUUGGAUUUUACGUCCGCUCUUGUCCUUCACUAAGGAACAAAUAAUUCAAUACUUAAUUGACCACAAAAUUGACUAUGCGGUUGAUAGCACUAAUCAACAGCCUAUUUAUCAACGAAACAUUUUACGUCCCUUUAUCGCAAACUUGAAAGAGGACGCUCGUCUGAGUUUGCUCGAAGAAAUAACCGAAAAAAAUCGCGAAUUAAAAAAAACAAAAUCGUUAGUCAAAAAACAAAAGAAAUUUUUUAUUCUUUCGCCUACUGGUGGAUUGCUUCAUAAUCAAAAAAAAAAACUCUUGACUGAGGUUUAUAAGCAACUCUUUUUGAGUCCAAAGAAAAGUCUAGUUAUUAAUUUGGGAGCCGAUUUUGUGUUGAGCCGCAUUGGCAACUAUGAUUCAACUAUUUACCGAAAAUUAUCCUCUAUCGUUAAUGAAAAAGAUAUUGGGGCCAAACUCGUGGUUACUAACCGGGGAAUGAUCAAAGACGAAGAGCAAGCACAGGCUACUUACUCAGCCUACGAUUUUGAUUAUAUUCCGGAUGCUAUUGUGGUCGAAAAUCUGGAACAAAUAAACACUUUAAUUAAGGAAUGCAAUUGUCAAAAAGAAAAAGAGACGAAAGAUAAACAAGUAUCUAAUCGCAUGACUAAGGGCGAUAUUGCUAAGUUUAAUUGGGAAUUAAUAAACAAGGAAUUAGUAAUAAUCGAUGCUUUUAGUUUAUCAGCGGAGAUAAAUGCUUCACUAAGUGCUUUUACGGGCACACUAGAUAAAAAAAAAUUUAAGAGCGAAGAAGAGAGGCAAAAAAAGAAAAAAGAAAAGCAAAUUGAACUUCUAGUUGGGGUUUGUAAUGAUUAUCUAAACAAGGUUAUUAAGGGGGAUGAAGCCUCCGAGAAAAAAAAAGCCGAGGAGGAGUUAGAAGGAUUAAAAAAAUUAAAAAAAGAUGAAAAAUUAGCGAGAGCGAUUAGUUUAUUAGUUGUGGCAAGAACAGAGUUGUCUUUUGAUAUAGCCCGAGAAGAAUUUGAAAGUAAUUACGGUGAACAUGAAAAUGAAGAAUUAAAAGGAUUAAUUGAAUUGGUAAAAGAAUGUUGUCAAAAAAAAACAAAAACAUUUAAAGAUGGGGGUGCCAAUUACGAAGCCCUAGAAACCACCGAGGAAAAAAUUGAACUUUUAGAAACUUUAAUUUUUAAUCAAAAAAUUUUUCAAGAUUUUGGUAAACAAGAAUGUGGUGAUAAGGAAAAAGACCUAAUAAAGAUUGCUUUUAAUAAGGCUUACUGCGAAAGAGCAAAUGAAAUAGAUAAUUCGAUUGAAAAACUAGAAGAGGCCUUAAAAGGAUUAAAGCCGG
Messenger RNA from Racocetra fulgida, 1537 nucleotides. NCBI's taxonomy places the organism in Eukaryota, Fungi, Glomeromycota, Glomeromycetes, Diversisporales, Gigasporaceae. The record is from the annotation of a GenBank genome assembly.